Oncorhynchus tshawytscha (Chinook salmon) is the source of this 4627-nucleotide messenger RNA. RefSeq names its product TAR (HIV) RNA binding protein 2 (gene tarbp2). Gene Ontology annotation, biological process: regulation of viral transcription; regulation of miRNA processing; regulation of siRNA processing. The record is from RefSeq and is a predicted model, not a curated record. Lineage: Eukaryota; Metazoa; Chordata; Actinopteri; Salmoniformes; Salmonidae. Gene Ontology annotation, cellular component: RISC-loading complex. Gene Ontology annotation, molecular function: siRNA binding; double-stranded RNA binding; pre-miRNA binding. The transcript is spliced from 7 exons. Bases 1912 to 2979 code for a protein of 355 amino acids.
UUUCAUUCUGUUCUGUCUUAGCUAGCUACCUACAACUAUACCAAAUGGACUGGUUUAUCAUCUGCUUAUUUAGUAGCAUUAAAACACUGCAUCAAUACAGGUACCUGCUGGUCACUAGUCAAAUAUAUAUUUUAUACUGUAGAAGCCAUAGAAUUCUGUAUUUGAGUACUAGAAUGGACAUGGCCAGUCUUAUGAUGGGAUAAAGGUCAGACAUUUUGGUCAGAGUUGGUCAACCCUGGUUUACCAGUGCUGCAAUAAGAUAUUGUGUAAAUAAUGCAUUUGAAUAAUUUAUCUGCACUCUUUGUUAGCUAGCUAGCCAGUCAGUUUCAGAGGAAUAAUUCCAUAACUUAAUGAAAUGAACUGCCAAGAUGCCAACAUUAAUCUUCAAACAAUACAGUGAGUCAAUAGGCAUUUUUCACGCCCCCAAAAGACCACUCCCUUCCACGCCGAGAAGUGUGCGACGACAUCCGGUUGUCUGUCGUCUUCUGCGAAAUUCAAACUUUGGAGUUUACCCAGUCACUGCCCAAGUUUGGCAUUAGUGAUUUGGCUAUCGUUCACGAACAUUCCCAGACGAAGAGAUCAGAACUUCAUAAAAAGGAUAGAAGUUCUUCCACAAAGAAUGUCUUCAACGAUCAAGGUAAGUUAGUACUUGAAGUGACCAGUUGAGAUAGAUAGCUAAGACGUUACCAAAUUGGUUAGUGCUAUCAUGAGUUACCUAACGUUACUUAAGAUUUGUCAGACUUUGUUAACGUUAAUAAGUUAGCUAGCUAUCUGACCAGCUACUGUAAUCUUAUUUGUUUCUCGCUAGCUAGAGCCAUCUCAGUAACGUUAAGAGUAGCAAUGGUAACUUACUUGCAUACAUCAAUUUAAGAUUUGUCACCUAACGUUCUUACAUGCUCUGCUCUUCUGAAUAUGCAUUGUGAAAUAUGGUAGACCAGGAGGGGGCAGUGGUAGUAUGGGCAAGGUGUCACAUGUGAAUGAGGAGCUCUAGUCACUGCAGGUUACGAGAGAUGAUAGGCAGUUUACCUGUAUUUUGUUAAAAAUAAUCCAACUCUGUAUCUGUUCACCGUAGGCAUAGUUACUGAUCUGAAGCAUCUGUUCACCGUAGGCAUAGUUCCUUUGUUACUGAUCUGAAGCUGGAUAACUAACAUGUCGUAUAGUCCACUUUUAUUACAGUUGGUCAGUUAUGUUUUUAAUGUUAGAAUUGAUGAGACGCAAACAUGAUCUUGCUGCUGCAGAUUAUCAAGAACAUUGUAUGAAUCCCCCCCCUCCCACACACACACACACGUUAUUUUAGAUUACAUUGCAAGCACCCAAGAAGCCUGUCGUCAUAAAUGGCUUAUCGAGCUGAGGGCGCUUUGUGCAAUAUGGUGGCUCUGCUCUUCCAGACUGCACAUUACACCACGUGUCAGCUCCAUUGCUUUGCACGGAGAACUGUAGUUGUGGCAUUGGCCCAAGGACUCGGAUGAGUUUUGACUGUGAGGAUUAUUCAUAUUGUCAUAGAGAACACCCAUUUAGCAUUUCUGUAAACUCAUAUUACUGCACAUAGUUAUAAAUUCAUCCUGAAUCUUUUUUAUGCAUUUAAAAAAAAAAAAUUGACCAGGGGAUUUGACCAGAGCCCAUGGGAUGAAAUGGUUCUGAGGAAGCCAAGGACAUCAGGCAGGAGUGGCAUAAAACCCACUCUUUACCAAGCAUUCCCUGUGAGUUAAACUGUCUUUUAAACAAGUUGGCGUCCCCAUUACGCUCACAAGUUGCUUUCCCUUGUGUUGAAAUUGCUUGAACUAAAGUUGUACAAUCUUGGUUGACACUCAUCCCUUGUCUGUUUCAGGGCCCCCCUUCCUGACAUUACUGUGUCUGCUGAACAAAGUUUGAGGAGCAUGUGACCACAGCCUGCCGUUGCCACGGUGCUGCAUGGACUCUAAUAAAUUACUCUGGGUGACUCUAGAUUUGGUCCAAUGCUCCAUGGGUCAGUGCUGUCAUGUCAUUGUCCCCCAACUGUCACCAGAGAUUCUAAAACACCCAGAUGCUCCUGUGUUCCUCCAGCUCUCAGUAAAAUCAAGUAACACCCCAGUGUAUGACCUGCUCAAGGCCGAGGGCCAGGCGCACCAACCCAACUUUACAUUCCGCGUGUCCGUGGGAGAGAUCAGCUGCACCGGCCAGGGGCCCAGCAAGAAGGCUGCCAAACACAAGGCAGCAGAGGCCGCCCUGAAGAUGAUGAAAGGAGGACUAGGGGGACCAGUGGUGCUGGGGGAAGGAUUGGGAGAAGGGUUUAUUGGGGCGGAAGAGCCUUUGGAUGGGGACAGUUCUCCGUCAGAGAUGAAGACUUCAGGAAGCGGCACGUCUCAGCAGUCAGAAUGCAACCCUGUGGGAGCUCUGCAGGAGCUGGUGGUUCAGAAAGGCUGGCGUCUGCCAGAGUACACCGUGACCCAGGAGUCGGGGCCUGCCCACCGCAAGGAGUUCACCAUGACAUGCCGGGUGGAGAGAUUUGUUGAAAUUGGCAGUGGCACAUCGAAGAAACUAGCCAAGCGGAAUGCCGCAGCUAAGAUGUUGUCCAGGAUCCACGAUGUUCCUGUAGACCUGAGGAGCAGCCACGAGACUGAGCCUGAGGACGACACUUUUAUCAUGAACAUGGGUGGGGGCAGGGUGGAGGCAGGGAAGUGUAAAGGUCUGGGCUGUACCUGGGACUCUCUGAGGAACUCUGCUGGGGAGAAGAUGCUGCAGCUAAGGAGCCACCCUCUGGGCAUGCCCAGCUCUGACUUCUGCUCUCUGCUACACGACCUCUCAGAGGAGCAGCGCUUUGACGUCAGCUACCUCGACAUAGAGGAGCGCAGUCUGAGCGGUCUGUGCCAGUGUCUGGUAGAGCUAUCCACUCAGCCAAUCACGGUGUGCCACGGCUUCGCACCCAAUCAGGACGGUGCCCGCGCCAGCGCAGCCCACAAUGCACUGCAAUACCUCAAAAUCAUGGCUGGGGGGAAGUGACCGUCUCCCAGACCAACCUCUCUCCAUGGCAACGACCUAGACCCUGAUCACGUGACACAUCCACCUCGAAGGGUAGAAGCAUCUUCCAACCAAUGGUGGUCAAGGGAAGUAACCAUUGAUUCAGAAUUACCCAUGAUGUGGGAAUUGGAAUUUGUCUGUCCCCCCACAGCCCUGUAGUUCUAUCUGGUCUGUUCAUUCCUAAAUGCCCCCUUGAAGAUAUCCCACAUAGCCCUAGAUAAUUUGUCCCUAUGCCUUGAAGAUAUCCCACAUAGCCCUAGAUAAUUUGUCCCUAUGCCUUGAAGAUAUCCCACAUAGUCCUCAAUGUCCUCUUGAUUGGCUACACCAUUUAUUUGGAUGGUCAGUCACCCACCUCCUCUGCUGUCACAGGCCUAGAGAUACUCUGCAGGGAAAGGGCGUUUUGACAACGACCCCCGUUUGACUGUAGCCUCAUUGACUGUUUUAUUUGUUGCCACAUCUACAAUGAUUGGCUUUGGUUGCCUUUUCAUUAGCUAGUAAGUACUUUGUCGUCAACCAAAAAUACCUCCCUCCCCCGUUGAAGAAGUCUUGGCCUGAAUGAAGUAUAAUUGUGGACAUUGAAAAGUGGACCUUUUAAUGACAUGAAUUCUUAAAUUAGAGACUUGUGUACUUUUAAUGCCAAGUUGACAAGAUCCAGCCCAUCUGUCUGUCUUGUCAUUUGUGUUAAGGAAUUGACUUUUUUUUUUUUAAGAAGAGUCAUCUGAUAACUGUUAAAAGGUGUACAUUUUUUAAUUGUGAUUGCUUAACAUCUGAAAUGCAAAAUGUUGAGUUUUGGAAUUACAUUUAAUAUUGUGUACUUUACCAUUGAUUUUCUUUGUUAGACUUCACAAAACCCUGUUUGAAAUUGUGAAUAGAUUACUGUGAUUGAAAAUUAGUAAUUUUAGAUGUUAAUUAAUAGCUGUUUUGAGUAGCUGGUUGCUCUCGUAAAACCGUGUCAAUGGCCCCUCAAUGAAUUGAUAAUAUCACUUCCCUUCAACUGUGGUUGUUCGUAAUGUCUGAAAUGGACCAUCUAAUUAGCCCGUGUGCCAGUCUGUUCAAGGUCUCUUACCCACUACUUAUGGAAUUGCAAUGUUAAUACAAUGACAAUAGAGUAGACCAAAAGCACAAACAGAUCUGGGACCAGGCUAGCAUCUAAUUUGAGAUGGAAUUGUAUCGCAGCAUUUAAUAUAGUAGAUCAUCUAAGUUGGAUUCUCUUGUACAACGGCUGACUAAUCUGCUCCUCUACUUCCUGUUACAUGCUAAUGGUAUAGGCUGAACUCAUGUUUACUCCCACCAGUUCAGAUAGCCAAGCCUUCAUGGUUUCAUAUGGGAGGUUGGUAUUGGUAGCGAGUGCCUGGCUGUAGUAGAGUGACUAUUGGUCGCUGCUACAUCUCAUGAUGAGUGAGAAACACAACGUAUCAUAUCUGAUUAGAUGGGUUAAAUGUGGAAGACCCAUUUCAGUUGUUCAACUGACUAGGUAUCCUCUCUUCCUCCUCUCUUCCUCCCCCUUUCCAAUGUUUGACAAUUGUGGGACGUGUUGCCCAAAUACAUAGUUGAACUGAAACGCGGUCCAUCACGGUUUUGAUUAGUUCCUUUUUUAAAUAAAACACUUGGUUUCAGUGCUAAUAAUGUU